Messenger RNA from Sphaeroforma arctica JP610, 189 nucleotides. RefSeq lists its product as hypothetical. NCBI's taxonomy places the organism in Eukaryota, Ichthyosporea, Ichthyophonida. The record is from RefSeq and is a predicted model, not a curated record. The annotation marks the transcript as partial. The transcript has a single exon.
AUGGAGGCGCAACAGCAGGAGUUGCAGAAGCACCUAAGUACCGAACUGGACUUUGCACAGGCGGACGCCGCUGAGCGUACGCGUGAGUUGACUAUGGCGUCGCACCGUGUGGCUGAGUAUUCCCGCAUGGUAGACCGCCUCAAGGAUAUCAUUGCCGACCAACAGGCGCAGCUACAGGCUGCUGGCGAG